Diprion similis is the source of this 2204-nucleotide messenger RNA. RefSeq names its product laccase-4-like. The transcript is spliced from 10 exons. Gene Ontology annotation, cellular component: plasma membrane. Gene Ontology annotation, biological process: iron ion transport. The record is from RefSeq and is a predicted model, not a curated record. NCBI's taxonomy places the organism in Eukaryota, Metazoa, Arthropoda, Insecta, Hymenoptera, Diprionidae. The coding region runs from base 2 to 2026 and encodes 674 amino acids. Gene Ontology annotation, molecular function: copper ion binding; oxidoreductase activity.
GAUGCGGCACCUCUUCUACUGGGCACUUUGGGCCCUCUUCGCGGCUCAAGGAUCGAGCGCGAUCCAGUCCUUUAGGCUUGCAGCUUUGACUCGAGGAUUUGAAUUUAACAACACCGAUGCAGAAGUGCUGGGUGGGGCAUCGCACGAGUGCUACAGAACGUGCGUAGAAGGAGAUGUACGAACUUGCAUCUACAGCUUCACCGUCGUUGAAUAUACGACAAUGGGUUACCUCUGCAAAAAUUGCCCCUAUGAAAUAGAGGAUUGCUACAAUACAGGAUGUGUAACAGCCGGCGGUCACGUUCGCGAAGUCGUAUUGGUGAACGACUUGCUGCCUGGACCCAGCAUCCAGGUAUGCGAAGGAGACACCGUCCAGGUCGACCUGACGAACACAUUGACGACGAAAAGUACGACAAUUCACUGGCAUGGACUGCACCAAGUUGGCACUCCCUUCAUGGACGGCGCGCCGUACUUGACCCAGUGCCCAAUUCUUCCUCAUACCAGCUUCCAGUAUAACUUUACAGCACGACCAGUUGGAACCCACAUAUGGCAUUCUCAUAGCGGUUUCGAGGAAGCUGAUGGACUUUAUGGAAGCUUCAUAGUACGCAAGGCGAACGAUUCUCUCGCUGAAUACUACGACUACGACCUCGCCGAACACGUGAUGGCUGUUUGGCACUGGUACUCCAAAGACACAGGCUCCGUACUGAGAAGUGCACUUCAUAGAGAUGCUGAGGUGGAGGGUUACAGUCUGACCAUCAAUGGCCUGGCAUCCACCGUUGAGUACGAAAAGGAUGGUAUCGUUUACAAGACUCCUAGGGCUGAGUUCACCGUGACUCAGGGAUAUAAAUAUAGGUUCAGACUGAUGCACAACAGCGCUAUUUACUGUCCAAUUCAAGUAUCCAUAGACAAUCACUCGAUGCUGGUAAUUGCGUCGGAGGCUGGAACGUUUGAACCUGUCGAAGUUGAUUCACUGAUGAUCAACGCUGGAGAGCGGUACGAUUUCGUCCUGAAUGCGAAUCAAUCCGUUGAUAAUUACUGGAUAAGGUACCGAGGCCUUGGCGACUGUGUUUCCACAAGUGUUUCCGUCACCUCGGAGGCUAUCCUUCGUUACAGUGGGUCGAACGAAACGGCAAAUCCGUCGGGAACGAUCAAUUACGACGACGGCAACCGAUCCGGAGUCCUGUUAAACCCGGUACAAGUAGCCAAUGAGACCUAUGCGAACAACAGCUUGAUUUAUCUGGUUGACCUGAACAGUACUUUGGAAAGACAGCCCAACGUGUCUGGAACACCUGACAACAUAAUUUACCUGCAUUAUGCUUACAACUACUUCUACGACUUCAGUUGGCCAGGACCGUACCCUCAAAUAAAUGGCUUGACUUUCGAAUACCCAUCAAUCUCACUUCUCACUCAAUAUAAUGAGAUAACCGACGACAUGUACUGCACGGAGAAAAACGACAGUGCUAAGGAAUGUAUCAGUGGAUUUUGCUCCUGUGCAUUACUAUACUCUGUAGACACAGAGAGUCUAGUUGAAAUCGUUAUUGUCGAUUUGGGUUUGGAUAGGUAUGACGAUCAUCCAAUGCACUUGCACGGUCAUACGUUCCAAGUUGUCGCCCUGGAAAGUAUAGGGGAGAAUAUCACCAUGGAGGAAGUGAUCAGCAGAAACGAGGGUGGACUGAUCGACAAGAAGCUGGAUUUGGCCCCGGUCAAAGACAACGUCGGAGUGCCUGCCCAAGGCUUCGCAGUUUUGCGGUUCGUCGCAAGUAACCCCGGAUUCUGGUUCUUCCAUUGCCACGUCUCGAACCAUGCCGAAAUGGGUAUGGGGGUGGUGAUCAAGGUCGGGGAUUACAGCGAGAUGAGUCAACCUCCGGACAGUUUUCCAAAAUGCAGAAACUGGAGCAUGAGUUCAACAACUUCGAACUCCUCGUCAUCCUCGUGGUAUAGAUUUGUGCAUACGUCCAUCGCAGGUCGUACGGUGCUUGGUAUAAACAUAUUUAUUUUCAUUUUCAGAUACGUUGAUCAACUGACUUAAUUCUUUGAGUACACAACAAUCGCCACUCACAAAAAUUCUAUGAACACAACAGUGAACACCACAACAUUCAACACAACAACAUUUCACGUACACGACAUAGUAUUGUGAUAAGAUUCUACUGACUGUGACAUAGUCUGUGAUAGCUGGAAGUAUCAGGUGUUGAGAUUAUUGUUGUAUC